AUUAUAACUGAAUCCACCGAGGAUUGGAUUGAAAUUUGAAGCUACAACUAAACCUUGAACUCGCAGAAGCUCUGUCUAGGGUUUUGCUCUGCAAUUAGGCAAUUACACGCACUAACACACAUCAAUCAAAUUCAUUCCAAUGGCGCGUAACGAAGAAAAAGCCCAAUCGAUGCUCAAUCGAUUCAUCACCAUGAAAAACGAGGAGAAGAAGAAGCCCAAAGAGCGCCGCCCAUUCUUAGCUUCCGAGUGCCGCGAUUUGUCCGAAGCCGACAAGUGGAGGCAGCAAAUCAUGCGUGAAAUCGGUCGGAAAGUCACCGAAAUCCAGAACGAGGGUUUAGGUGAGCACCGUCUUCGUGAUCUUAAUGAUGAAAUUAACAAGCUUUUGCGCGAGAAAUUACAUUGGGAACGCAGAAUAAUUGAGCUUGGUGGGCCUAAUUACACUAGGCAUUCUGCAAAAAUGACUGAUUUGGAUGGGAAUAUUGUUGAUGUUCCGAAUCCCAGUGGCCGUGGCCCGGGGUAUAGGUAUUUUGGUGCUGCCAAGAAGUUACCCGGUGUUAAGGAGUUGUUUGACAAGCCUCCCGAGUUGCGCAAGAGGCGUACUCGGUAUGAUAUAUAUAAGAGGAUUGAUGCCAGUUAUUAUGGCUAUAGGGAUGAUGAGGAUGGGGUUUUGGAGAAGCUGGAGGUGGGCGCCGAGAAGAGGAUGAGGGCUGACAAGGUUAGGGAGUGGGAGGAGAUGGAAGCCAUUAAGAGGGAGGCGAGACGAGGGGUUAAGAGUGGAGGGGAUGCUGUCAAGGAGUUUUUGAGGGAGGAAGAGGAGGAUGUGGUUGAAGAGGAGAGGAGGGAGAGAGAGAUCAAGGAGAGGGAGAGUGGGGAGAAGGAGUUCAUGGUGCACGUGCCAUUGCCGGAUGAGAGUGAGAUUGAGAAGAUGAUUGUGGAGAAGAAGAAGUUGGAGCUUUUGAGCAAGUAUGCUAGUGACAAUUUGUUGGAGGAGCAGAGUGAGGCUAAGGCUAUGCUUAAUAUUCAUCGUUAGAUCAUGGGAAGUAGUAUCGCGUCAGAAAGAGAAGGACAAAAAAUUGACAUGAGGACAUAAUAAAGAAGACUACGAGGAUGUGGUACAAAUUAAUAUAUAUGUAUGUUACCAUGUUUGCUUUUUGUGUCAUUACAUGCGGCUUUGACUAUGAGUGUCAUGUCAUGUAUUUUUUGUGUUAGGAGAUCAAAUUUAGGCUUAUCCUUUGUAAAUCAUGCUUUAGAUACAUAUAUUGAUUUCUCUUCCUUAUAUUCCAAUCAUUCUGGGGUUUUUAUUUUA
Molecule: messenger RNA, 1306 nt
Organism: Daucus carota subsp. sativus
Lineage: Eukaryota; Viridiplantae; Streptophyta; Magnoliopsida; Apiales; Apiaceae
Exons: 2
Coding region: 140-1030 (296 amino acids)
Biological process (GO): mRNA 3'-splice site recognition; generation of catalytic spliceosome for second transesterification step
Cellular component (GO): post-spliceosomal complex; catalytic step 2 spliceosome; Prp19 complex
Source: RefSeq, a predicted model, not a curated record